Messenger RNA from Anoplophora glabripennis (Asian longhorned beetle), 2046 nucleotides. Its product is annotated as esterase FE4. The record is from RefSeq and is a predicted model, not a curated record. The transcript is spliced from 11 exons. The coding region runs from base 226 to 1929 and encodes 567 amino acids. NCBI's taxonomy places the organism in Eukaryota, Metazoa, Arthropoda, Insecta, Coleoptera, Cerambycidae.
UUGCAACUGACGAUACUAGUAACUAUUACUAAGUUUUAAAUAAUAUACGAAAGAUGCAAACAAAUAAAAAAAGUAUAAAAAUCACACUAGAAGUCUACUACGCAUAGACACAUUCCAAAACCGAUAAUACUAAAUUAGUUUAUAUUAUUGCAGGCGUUUUUUUCAAUGUCAACGCUGCACGUAUAAAUUACAGUGAAGCAUAGUGCUUGACGUUAAUGCUGCAAAAUGGUAGAGAGCAAAACGUUGAUCGUACUGCUUUUAUGUGAAAUAAGUUUGUCUAUAGCACAUGCCAAUGAUCCUACACUCGUCAGUCUACCUCAAGGCCAAAUAAGAGGCCGAACCUUACAUUCUCCAAAUGGCAAAGUUUAUUAUGCAUUCCAAGAGAUUCCCUAUGCCACGCCACCUGUAGAAGGAUUGAGAUUCCAGACGCCCAGAGAACCUCCAAAAUGGAGUGGAGUGCUGAAUACCACAAAAAACACCAAAAUUUGUUGCAAAACAGAUACAGUCGUGAUACCCGGUACAAGAGAGACUGAAGACUGUUUAUAUCUGAACGUUUUUACUCCCCUGAGACCCGGAGAUUCUUCUAAACCUCCCUUAGCGGUAUUAAUAUGGAUACACGGAGGUGGAUUUUCAUUCGGAACUGGAGUUGUUCAAUUGUAUAAACCUCAAUAUUUUAUGGACUACGAUAUCAUCGUUGUCACAAUAAACUAUCGACUGGGUGCUUUAGGAUUUCUUGCCACUGAAGAUGGAGUCAUCCCGGGAAAUUUAGGACUAAAAGAUCAACGAUUUGCCAUAAAAUGGGUAAAGAAAAAUAUUAAUUUGUUCGGAGGGGACCCUGACAAGAUAACAAUUGCAGGUGCUAGUGCUGGAUCAACUUCUGUGGGUUUCCACAUGAUAAGUCCAAAAAACAGAGGACUAUUUAGAGGUGCCAUAUUGCAAAGCGGUUCUCCUAUAAAUAAAUGGACACGUCAAGAUUAUGCACGACUCUACGCCUUCGAAUUGGGACGAAGUUUGGAUCCCAAUUUCAAGUCAAACGAUUCAAAAGAAUUACUCAAGUUGUUACAAAAAACUCCGGCUUCCAAAAUAAUAAACAAUACAGUAGCUCCCAUUAUUGGUAAAGAAACCGGAUCGGUUGAGGGUACUGGUUACUUAUGGCUGCCCAUAAUUGAAGACGCUAACCUAGAGGGAGCCCUUCUUACGGGUUCUUUUUAUGAAGCUAUUAGUAAAGUAAAAAUAAAUAAAGUCACUACGAUGCUUACCUUCAAUUCCGAGGAAGAAUUAUUAUUUUGGAAACCUGUUACAGAUGUUUCUCUACUUCUUGAAGCACGAGCAAAAUAUUACGACAAUGACUUGUCCAACAUCAUUAGAAAUAAAUUCAACAUGACAAAACAAAACAAGGUUAUUGCUGGACGUAAAAUCAGGCAAAUCUACACUAAUCGAACAUUUCAAGAAAACUUUCCAGGUUUAGUAAAGUUUUUCAGUGAUGAAUCAUUUACAACGGCCAUCACUAGGCAUGCAAAGUUACAGUCUAACUAUACCGAUGUUUAUUUGGGUCAGUUUUCAUACCAAGGCAAAAUGGGAGGAAUGAAAGACUUCGAAGUUGCAGGUGUGCGAGGUGUUGGUCAUGGAGAAGAAUUGGGCUAUUUAUUUGACAUGCCCGUUUCUCGUUAUGAAACUCCUGACGAUCCAGAAGAUUUGGUAACGCGACAGCGUUUAUUGACCUUAUGGUCGAACUUUGUCAAGUAUUUAAAUCCAACUCCUGAAGAAGACAAUGUUUUGAAUAACGUUAUUUGGAAAAAGCUAACACCGAACAAUUUGGUAUAUUUGAACAUCAACAAAACUCUUGAAAUGGAAAAAAACCCAAAAGAGUACCUCAAAUGGGAGAAAAUUAUAGAUGCUUAUGCUAUACCACCGUUUAAUAAUUAUUAAACUGUAUUUUCAAGGAUAUUAAUAAAUUCCAAGAUCGUUUUAUGAUUAUCAUAAUGAAUAUGUCUAUACGUUAAGAGAUAGGAGCUUAAAAUUCGAUGAAAUACAUUUUUACACCUA